Onychostoma macrolepis is the source of this 527-nucleotide messenger RNA. RefSeq names its product mitochondrial contact site and cristae organizing system subunit 10 (gene micos10). Bases 113 to 343 code for a protein of 76 amino acids. Gene Ontology annotation, cellular component: mitochondrial inner membrane; MICOS complex; mitochondrion. The record is from RefSeq and is a predicted model, not a curated record. NCBI's taxonomy places the organism in Eukaryota, Metazoa, Chordata, Actinopteri, Cypriniformes, Cyprinidae. The transcript has 4 exons.
UGGCGCCAUGCCGCAGCGCGCACUCCUCCACUGCCGGGGAAGGAAAGUAUGACAGCGCUCUCCAGCCUUCAAGCCAAAGUCAUCCGCACUAUUGCCGCCGUCCGUUGUCAUCAUGUCUGAGAAAGAGCUCGGCCAAAAGUGGGACCGCUGCCUCGCAGACAGCGCGAUUAAAUUCGGUACCGGUCUGGGUCUAGGAAUUGUGUUCUCCGUUGUAUUCUUCAAGCGCCGGACGUGGCCCAUUGUGUUUGGGACGGGACUGGGUCUUGGCAUGGCUUAUUCCAACUGCCAGAAUGACUUGAGGUCACAUUAUGUGCUGCACAGUAAAGUUGCUAAGGAGCAGUAGAGUCGCAUCAGUUAUGGAUUCUGUCAUCUGCCUUGCUUUUCAUAUUCGAAGCCUGACACAAUCAGACUGGUUUGUCAGACUGGUUGUCUUUCUUUCUCCAUAACAUCCAUGUUCUUGUACAGGACAGUCUGUUUAUAUUUAAUAAAAUAUUAAAAAAAGCAAAUUUGAAAUUUGCUAAGGAUGA